Anopheles marshallii is the source of this 644-nucleotide messenger RNA. RefSeq names its product V-type proton ATPase 21 kDa proteolipid subunit c'' (gene VhaPPA1-1). Gene Ontology annotation, biological process: proton transmembrane transport. The coding region runs from base 5 to 631 and encodes 208 amino acids. NCBI's taxonomy places the organism in Eukaryota, Metazoa, Arthropoda, Insecta, Diptera, Culicidae. Gene Ontology annotation, cellular component: proton-transporting V-type ATPase, V0 domain. The transcript has a single exon. Gene Ontology annotation, molecular function: proton-transporting ATPase activity, rotational mechanism. The record is from RefSeq and is a predicted model, not a curated record.
AAAGAUGAGAUACACACUCGGUUACAUCUUCUCGACGUCGUUCGUGUCGGUAGCGACCGUAUUGAUACUUUACCAUGUCCUCACGGGCAAGGGCGAACGAGUCAGCGUUGGGUGGUUCCUGGAGGAGACCUCCCCGUACAUGUGGGCAACACUGGGAAUCGGGUUCGCCGUGGCACUAUCCGUCGUUGGUGCGGCCAUGGGUAUUCACACAACCGGUGUGAGUAUCGUCGGUGGUGGUGUGAAGGCUCCGCGCAUCAAGACGAAGAAUUUGAUCUCGGUUAUCUUCUGCGAGGCGGUCGCCAUCUACGGUCUGAUCACAGCCAUCGUACUGUCCGGUAUGCUGGACAGCUUCAAGUGGUCCGUAGUGGCGGGCAAUGAGAACAUUCGCAACAACAACUGGAUGUCCGGUUAUGUAAUGUUCGGUGCUGGAAUGGCCGUCGGGUUGGUGAAUCUGUUCUGCGGUAUUGCUGUCGGAAUCGUAGGAUCUGGUGCGGCCUUGGCCGAUGCUGCUAACUCGGCCCUGUUCGUAAAGAUCCUGAUCGUCGAAAUCUUCGGUUCCGCCAUCGGUCUGUUCGGUUUGAUCGUCGGUAUUUACAUGACCUCAAAGGUGAAGAUGGGUGACAAGGAGUAAGCAGCAAAUAAUG